AUGGGGAGGCAGCGGACAGAUCCCAGUUAUCCCAGUUCCGAUGCCACGCCGUCCGCCGCCUCGGCGCGAGGGAGGAAGCGGCUCCGGAUGGAGAUCGGCCGGUCCCUCCACCCCCACUCUCGGCCGGCCUCCGCAGCUCGCUCCGCGCGCCCGCCCGCCGCUUCCUCCCGCUCCGCGUCCCCCGGCGGCUCUCCGCGGCUCUCCGCCGUUCCCGCCCCCGGCCGGUUCAAAAGGCCGCGCGGAGUGGCGCCGGGCCCUCCCCCGGCCGCCCGUCCGACUGGUAAGGUGAGCACGCGGAGGAGGGCACCUGGGGAGGGCGAGGCCCGCACGCACACCGCAGUCCCCUCGGCCACGGGAGCCACGCGAGCCCACAGCCUCCCGUCGCGGCCGCUCGGAGCCGGCUGCCCGGACGGACGGACGGACGGACGGCCGCGCGCGCGCCGCGGGCUGCCCCGGGAGCCGGGUGCCGAUCUGCCUCUCCCUGGUGCCCAUCCAUUUGCUGCAAUGACUAGUCUGCUAAGCACGCCUUCUCCAAGAGAAGAGCUGAUGACCACCCCGUUUCUACAGGCCACUGAAGCCCUGUCCCCAGAAGCCGAGGCAAGCACAGCCCUCAUUGCAGUUGUCAUCACCGUGGUCUUCCUCACCCUGCUCUCGGUUGUGGUCUUGAUCUUCUUUUACCUGUACAAGAACAAAGGCAGCUACGUCACCUACGAACCUGCAGAAGGCGAGCCCAGCACCAUCCUCCAAAUGGAGAGUGAUUCAGCCAAGGGCAGGGACAAGGAGGAAUAUUUCAUCUAAUGAUUCCCGGGCCCCCAAGGAGCUUAUCUAGGCUCCAGAGCUAACACACUCUUUAAUUUAUUAGGUGAAAGUUUUAUCUGAAACCAGUGAGAAGCAUUGAUUGUUAUGGGCAAACCUGAGCUCCUUCUAGGACACAAGCCCAAAUGCCAACAUCACUGAUGCCAGGGACACAGAGAAAGCCGUUGUUGAUGUCUUUAGCCAGGCCUUUGUAUUAUAGCUAGUAUCAGUGGCUGCCCAGCAAGGUCGAGCGACGCCAGGCCACAUGAGUAUGUGCCUGGUCAUCUUCACUUUUUUCAAGGUCAAAGGGCAGGAGCAUUAGGGUCUCUGGCUGCUCCUCUGUCCCCUACCUGGUCUACUAGUGACAGCUUGAACAAAGAUAGUGUCGGUAGAAGUUCUUCCCAGGUGCUAGAUACCAUGGUAACAGGCUGAGCAGGAAGGGACAGGAGACUGGGGAGACCUCACCCCAUGAUGAACGUGCUCCAUCUCCUAAUCUGAGCCUGGCCUUUCUGUCUUCCCGAAUAACCUUGUACUGAUGCUAUUUUUAUCACAAUUAAAAAUGUUCAUUGAUACAGAAA
This is a messenger RNA of Mustela lutreola (European mink), 1373 nucleotides long. RefSeq names its product small cell adhesion glycoprotein (gene SMAGP). The transcript is spliced from 5 exons. Bases 1 to 798 code for a protein of 265 amino acids. Lineage: Eukaryota; Metazoa; Chordata; Mammalia; Carnivora; Mustelidae. The record is from RefSeq and is a predicted model, not a curated record.